This is a messenger RNA of Dovyalis caffra, 954 nucleotides long. The record is from the annotation of a GenBank genome assembly. NCBI's taxonomy places the organism in Eukaryota, Viridiplantae, Streptophyta, Magnoliopsida, Malpighiales, Salicaceae.
AUGUUUAGUGGGGAAGAAGAUGAAUUAGGUGAGAAAAGUGAAGUUGAUGUUGAAGGAAAGGGAAAGGUGAAAUUUAUAGAGAAUGAGGAAGAAGGUGAGGAGAAUAAGGAAAGUGAAGGGGUUGCUAAAAAGAAGGCUAGGAAAAAGGGAAUUAAAUUGAAGAAUGAGGAGGUGGAGACCAAGGAAGGAAGGAGAAUGAUUGUAAUGUGGAAGAGAAUGGAGAUUAGUGAUGAUGCAGGAUUGAAGAGUGUUGUGGACAACGUGAAGUCGAAGGUUAAACGCACAAAUUGGGUUACGAAUUGGGUUGUGUUGCAUUUGGUGGCUUCAUCUUCAACACCUAAGGUAGAUACUCAAUUUGCAUCUAAAGUUCUUGUUUCUGGCAUGCAAAGACUUGGUGCUAAGAUUGUUAAAAACAUUGUUCUUGCUAGUGUCAAGUCGGUUACAUUGCAUGAUGAAGGGGGCAAACAAUCUUCAAAGUAUUCAACAGUUACUGAAGUAAAAGAGGAGCCUAAAGUUGAAGAAGUUGGAUGUGUUCAAGCUGAUAUUUCUGUCCUUAUGAUGUCCGAAAAUUCUUUGAUGGAGGCUGAAAUUUCUGCACAUCCGAAGCAUAGGAAGGAAAGGAACGUUCAUCAAGUGGAUAGCUUUAAGUUUCUUGACAGCAACCUUUUGACUGAUGAUCCAAGGGGUUGCAUUUUAGCCCAUGCUUCAGGUUCAGGAAAGACAUUCAUGGUCAUCAAUUCUAUACAAAGCUUCCUAGCCAAAAAUCCUGAUGUCAGACCAUUGGUCAUACUACCUGAAGGAAUCUUAGCUAACUUAAAGAAGGAAAUUACAAUAUGGCAAGUUGAGGCUGACGUGGAGAAGAAAAAGUUAGCUAUGACAGUUAACUACAGUUGCAGCAGAAAAGCUGAAGCUGCUGCAGCAAUGAAGCAUGACCCUUACAACUGGCUUAACUGA